AUGAGCGAUAAGGAUGCUAGUGAGAUUCUCGCCGCUAUGAAAAUGCAACCCACGUCUCCAGACCCUCAUUGUUAUCGGUCUGAAUUGUUGCCUUUCGCCCAACAGUUCCUAGACAUUAUCAAGUCUCUCAGUGCCACCCAGAGCACCCCUGCUCCCCCUGCUGCCGCAGACGAAGUUAAAGCCGAAGACCCUCCAGAAAGGUUUCAGACAUACAAGACAUUCAAUGAGGUUUGGGAUGAAAAGGCGUACAAGUAUGUCAUCGAGGAACAACACCAACCGGAAGAAAAGGUUGAUGGGCUGGAUCAAUACGUUUUCAUAGAGCGUAGGCAUAUUAUCAAGAAAACCGAAAUACCAGUGGUCUAUAUUGAUAUCAAGUCGAAAUUGCUCCGAGAUACCUUGAGAGUUAUACUUGCACAAGCUCCUGAGAUUAGUCUCAACAAGGAAAGCCUCUCCGACAGCAUCAUCCGGGAGCCAGUGUUUCCAUUAGUAUAA
Molecule: messenger RNA, 492 nt
Organism: Pseudogymnoascus destructans
Lineage: Eukaryota; Fungi; Ascomycota; Leotiomycetes; Thelebolales; Thelebolaceae
Exons: 4
Coding region: 1-492 (163 amino acids)
Source: RefSeq, a predicted model, not a curated record